AUGGCAGGUCCUCCACCUCGUCGGCCGGAUCCCGAUGCCAUUGCGUCGCCGGUGAUUGUGACCGUGGCCGACCUGUUUGGGCGCCUGGAAGAACUGCACCAGGAGCAUUUUCAACGAUCGAAGCAGCUCUUGCAAGAGAUCAAAGCCCACCGCGAGACCGAAGCGAAGGCAGCUUCUUUGAAGAGCUCGGACUACACGGGGCGGAUUGACGCGGAGCAACAUUGCUUGGAGGAGGAGCUUCAAAGCCACCUGUCCUGGGGCCGUGAUGUCUUGAGCGGUAUCCGUGCUCCCCUGUCCGCGCAAUCAGGAGCGAUGGAGACAGCUCCGGUGGCCAACGAGGUGGAGGCGGUGACGAUCCGCAUGAGUGAAGCGCGGCAAAGCCCGACGAACAUGUCCAGUAUGGAAGACAGUGCAGAGGUCGCGCCGAUGCCCAAGGGCGGUUCCACGCCGAGACCACGGCGGCAAUCCACGGUGGCACCCAAAGGGCUGGCAGCCUUGAUGAAGCGACCGGUGGUCCGGUGGACGCUUUACGUUUGCUUGGCGAUCGCUUUGUUUGGACCUGGGAUGGUCACUUUGUUGGACCUUCCAGAUGAACCCACAGUGAUAAUUAUGGACAUCUUAAUGUUCAUCAUUGCUGUGGCCUUCACCCUUGAGAUGCUCGGGCUAUUGAUGGUCGAUGAGCUCUACCGCUAUUCCUUUUUCUUCGCGAUGGAUUUAUUGGGAACUCUGUCCAUGGCCUUUGAGAUUUCAUUCUUGCUGGGCCAGCUGGUGAAUUCCAAUACUGUGGUGCUGCGUACCGCCCGCACAGCCAAGCUGGGGGCGCGCAUUGGGCGGUUGAUUAAGCUGGUGAAAUGCGUGAGUAUGUUCUACAGAUCGUCUGGCAAGAAGAGUAGCCAAGUGGAAGCCAAAGUGCUUGCAAGCAAGCUGGUCGUUCUUCUUUCCACACGUGUUUCGGUCAUCGUGAUCCUGAUGGUCAUGGUGGUGCCUUUGUCAACCCUUCCGCUGCAUCCAACUGAAGACCUGUCCCUCAGCCUUUGGCCGAAUAAGCUGGAAGAGAGCUAUUUUCAAGAUCAGACCAACCAGACCACCAAUGCCUUGGAGCAGUCCAUCGAUCAGAUGGUCCAGUUCUACCAGCGUAUCAACUAUCACCCUUACUUGGUUCGUGGAUUUGGCGCUUCUCAGAGCCUGGCAAACUCGCCACUGCGAGCCAGAAAUACCCUAGAAGUGACUUUGGAGAACUGCCUGGUUCAAAGGGUUUGCAAUGCAGCGGUGCUGUUUGACUUCACCAGUCCAGCACAACUGGACGCGCUAGUCGAAGUUGUGACCAUCGCCUUCAUCAUUGGCUUGAUGGCUUUGACCAGCUGUGAUUUGCAACAAGUUGUUGAUGCAAAUCUGGUGAAGCCUUUGGAGGGGAUGCUCCAACACGUGCGGGAGAACGCCGCCCAUAUUUUCGAACGCUUUUCGAAGCAGACCCAGGCGGCGGACCUGGAUUCAGAGGAGAACGAGGACACUGGCGCCUCCGAGAUCGAGCUCAUCCAGCUGAUUUUGAAGAAGUUGGCGCGCCUGGCAACCUUGGCGGAAGUCUCUACGCACGCAGUGACUCAAAAUGAGUUAGAGAACAUGAACGCAGAGAGAAAAGCGGUUUUGCUCGACAUGCUGAACGUGCAGGUCCUUCCAGCACCAAUGUUGGGCUUUCCGUCUGCCAAACGACCCACGCAACUGGACUUCGAGGUCAGCUGGACUCAAAGUUGGGAUUUGAACUUUCUGGACACUUCGCCCGAGGAGAUGCACAAGUACGUCCAUUACAUGUUCUUUAGCUCCCAAUUCGGAGUCGCUUAUCACUACGUCACAGAGGAGAUCUUUUCCCAGUUUGUUCACAAUGUGGAAGGGAACUACAAGGACGUUCCUUACCACCGCUUUCACCAUGGAGUGGAUGUUUUGUUCACGGUCUUCCGCUUGCUUCAGCUCAGCCAUGCUGGGAAAUGGACGGGUGAGAUCGAGCAAUAUGCCCUGCUGGUGGCCUCGCUCUGCCACGAUUUGGGCCACUUUGGGAAAACCAACCAGUUCCUGGUGGAGAUCAAGCACGAACUGGCUCUUCGCUACAACGACAAGUCGCCCCUGGAGAACAUGCACUGCGCCAUGCUCUUCCAACUCUGUCAGCAUGCGGGCCAGGACGUGUUUGCCGAUGCCACCGAGGAGCAGCAGAAGGAAGCCCGCAAGAUCGCCAUUUCCGUCAUUCUGCACACUGACAACGUCCACCACUUUGACAUGGUGAAGGAUGUUAGUGCUGUUUAUGAGAUGGACAGUGAGAUUUGCGACGCACAAGCUGCAGCUCCAGAGGUCAUCACGCAGGCUUACAGGGAAAAGGUGCUGCUGGGAAAAAACAAGAUGAUGUGGCUGCAGCUCUUCUUGCACUUUGCCGACGUUUCGAAUCCUUUGAAGCCCUUCGAGAUUUGCAAAGCUUGGGCCUGGCGAGUCUUGGAUGAGUUCUUCGCUCAAGGUGAUGAGGAGAAGUCACUUGGAAUCCCAGUUGGGAUGUUGAAUGAUCGUGAGAAGGUCAAUCGUCCAGGAUCGCAGCAUGGCUUCAUCAACUUCUUGGUCGCUCCGUUCGUCGCCGCCAGCGUGAGAGUCUUCCCCGGCUUGCAGCCGAUGCAUGCACAGAUGGUUAGCAACUUGGAGGAGUGGCGGAACAUUUGGAUUGAGGAUGCCAAGCCUACUGCAGAGGACAUUGCCAAGAAGGAUGCAGAUGUGGCAAAACUUUGGGCGCUUGACGCCGAGCUCCUCGCACGCAGGGACCACAUCGCUUGA
Molecule: messenger RNA, 2808 nt
Organism: Durusdinium trenchii
Lineage: Eukaryota; Dinophyceae; Suessiales; Symbiodiniaceae
Source: the annotation of a GenBank genome assembly